Messenger RNA from Oryctolagus cuniculus (rabbit), 6094 nucleotides. The record is from RefSeq and is a predicted model, not a curated record. Lineage: Eukaryota; Metazoa; Chordata; Mammalia; Lagomorpha; Leporidae.
CAGUGAGAGAGAGAGACAGAGAGAAAGGUCUUCCUUUGCCGUUGGUUCACCCUCCAAUGGCCACCGCGGCCGGCGCACCGCGCUGAUCCGAUGGCAGGAGCCAGGAGCCAGGUACUUCUCCUGGUCUCCCAUGGGGUGCAGGGCCCAAGCACUUGGGCCAUCCUCCACUGCACUCCCUGGCCACAGCAGAGAGCUGGCCUGGAAGAGGGGCAACCGGGACAGAAUCUGGUGCCCCAACCGGGACUAGAAUCCAGUGUGCCGGCACUGCAGGCAGAGGAUUAGCCUAGUGAGCCGCGGCGCCGGCUCCGAUAGCUAACUUACAUGAUGAAAUAGCUGAGGACCCAACCAUGAGCCUUGUGCUAUAGUCUAGCCUGCUGACAUCCACAUAAGGGCUUGCAUACUAUUCAUUGAACCUAAAGCCAGAGUAGCUCAGAGAAACCAUGCCACCUAUUUUCUUCCUAGAGUCUUUCUCUGACAGCCAGUGUGUUUCCUUGUCACCAUUCACAACCAUUUAUAUGUAACAAGUAAUUAACAAAAAUAAAAUAUUUGAGAAAAAUGAUGGAAAAGAUGAAAGAAAAAUUAUUCUUAUGAGGUAUAUUAGAAACAUAAGGACAAGUUUAUUAAAAUUUAAAUAAUGUGCAUGGUUCUACUGAAACUGUGAAAUUAUCAAAGUAUGUGACCUGAGUUUAGAAGGCAAUUUUCUGAAAUUAAUAUUUAUUAAAGAUUUGCUUAUUUUUAUUUGAAGGGCAGAGUUACAAAGAGGCAGAGGCAAAGAGAGAAAGAGGCAGAGAGAGAAGUCGGUCUUCCAUCCACUGGUUCACUCCCCAAAUGGCUGCAAUGGCCAGAGCUGGGCCAAUCUAGAGCCAGGAACCAGAAGUUCUUCCAGGUCUCCCAUGUGGGUGCAGGGGCCCAAAGACUUGGACCAUCUUACUACUGCUUUCUCAGGCCAGAGCAGAGAGCUAGAUCAGAAGUGGAGCAGCUGGGACUCAAACCGGUGCCCAUAUGGGAUGCCAGCACUGCAGGUGGUGGUUUUACCUGCUACACCUCAGUACCAGCCCCCAAAUUAAUAUUUUUAAGACUUUGAGAACACAGGUAAUUUCUUUUGUUCUUUAAAUUUGCAGCCAUUGGGGGCAGUGUUGUGUAUUAAACCACAGCUUGCAACACCAACAUCCCAUAUCAAGAGCGUCAGUUCAAAUUCCAGCUAAUCUGCUUCUGACCCAGCCAUCCUGCUAGUGUGCUUCAGAAGGCAGCAGGAGAUGGCCCAAUUGCCUGGGCCCGUGGCAUCCAUUUGGGAUCCCAGGAUGGAGUUCCUUGACUCCUGGCUUCAGCCUGGCGCAGACCUGACUUUUGUGGCCAUUUGGGGAGUGAACCAGGGAAUAGAGAAUCUCUCUCUCCCUCUUUCCAGUAAAUAAAUCUUUAAAAAUUUUUGUGGAUGUGUAAGUUUUGCAAUUGAGAAAAUAUAAGUAAAAAUGCAUCCUACAGCUUUAUAAAUGGCCAUAAUAGCUACGAAUUACUCCAGAAUGCAUUUUUAAGAUGUUUCCAAAAGAUGUUAUAAUAACAUGUGCUUAUACCUACACCCCAUUCUCUUUUUCUGUCUUUAAAUGCUUAUUUAUUUAUGUCUACUUGAAAGGCAGGACAAAAAAGAGAGAGAAAGGGAUGGUGAGAGACCUGGUUCACUCCUCAAAUGCCCUCAACAAGCAGGGCUGGGUCAAGCCAAAGCCAGGAGCCAGGAACUCUAUCUGGGUCUCCUUGUGGGUGGCAGGGACCCAAGCACUUGAGACAUUGCCUGUGACAACCCAGGAUGCAUUUUCAGGAAGUUGAAUUGGAAGCAGCAAAGCCAGGACUCUAACUGGCACUCCAAAAUGGGAUAUAGGCAUCCUAAGCAGAGGCUUAACCAGUGCAACUCAAUGCCUACCUCCUCUUACCCUUUCUUUACCUCACCAUUCCACCAAUAGCUUUCCUCAAGGUAUCUAUAAUCAUUCCAAUUGUUAAUUUUCAAGUCCUCACUUAUGUAGACUAUCAGCAGCAGUAUUUGGCAUAGUUGACUGCUCCUUCUGCUACUUUAAUGCUAAUCUGUAAACUUUUCAGAAUGUAGCUCCAAAAUACAAUAUCUCGUUAAUACCAAUUUUAUAAUAUGAAUGCUUGUAUCCCCCUACGGAUUCAUAUUUUGAAACCUAACUCCCGAGAUGAUGGUAUUAAGUGAUGGAACCUUUGGAAAGUAAUUAGGUCAUAAGGGUUCCACCUCAUGAAUGGGAUUAGUGUCCUUACAGUAGAAGCUUAGAAGCUUGAGGGAUACUCUUUUUUUUUUAAGAUUUAUUUACUUAUUUGAAAGGCAGAGUUACAGAGAGGCAGAAGCAGAGAGAGAGAGAGAGAGAUAGAGAGAGAGAGAGAAAGGUCUUUCAGAUAUCUGCUGGUUCACUCCCCAGAUGGCCGCAAUGGCCAGAGCUGCACUGAUCCAAAUCCAGGAGCCAUGAACUUCUUCUGAGUCUCCCACCCUGUGCAGGGACCCAAGCACUUGGGCCACCUUCUACUGCUUUCCCAGGUCAUAGCAGAGAGCCGGAUUGGAAGUGGAGUAGCCAGGAUAUGAACUGAUACCCAUGUGGGAUGCCAGCACUGCAGGUGGCGGCUUUACCUGAUACACCACAGUGCCAGUCUCUGGGGGAUACUCUUUACCCCUCCCCCAAUGUGAGGACACUUGAAGAUACCAUCUCCGAGGAAUGAGCCCUCACCAGAUGCUGAAUCUGCUACAGCCUUGAUGUUGGACUUCUCAGCCUCCAGAACUAGAGAAGCUGCAAUUGAUUAUGACAAGUUUUAUGCAUCAGUUCAGGAAAUCUUUGGUCCAGAAGUGAAGAAUCAAGAUGUGAAGUGCUUUUACAGGAAACUCUGCAAAAACCCUGAUGCACCUAUAGACUGGUGUGAGAUCUUUGGAUAUUUCUCCAAUGAAAAAGAUGCUCUUUCUUCAAAGAUGGAUGAAGAAAAUUUGAUUUUCCUGGUCUCCAGAAAACAACGAGUUAAAAUUGCAGGUAGUAGAAGACGGGAUGAGAUCAAGUGCAUUGUCAAGAUUCCUCAAUUGGAUUUACUAGUAACAGCUUCUCAGAAAGGAUUACUCACUGUCUUUAAUAGCCAGAUGAAAGUUCAGACCAGCAUCAAUGUUACAGGUACCUCCUGGAUUACAGGAUGUGAUUACCUCUUACAGCUGAAACGAAUUGUUGCCAUUACAGAAAGGAGCAUCAUUAUCUGGGAUUAUAAAGCUCAAGAGAACAGCCAGGAAAACUACUUUGUGAUUGAGCCCAUGGACCCCCGCCUCCUGUGUGUGUGUGUGGUGCCUAUGCCUGAACAGCUCUACAGAGAUGACAUCCUCUUUGGGGAUGACAGUGGUUUUGUGAGCAGAUUCACCAUAAAUAGUGUUGACUUUCGACUAAAGCAGACAAAAUCCAAAAGGAACUGUCAAAAUCAGGUCUUAGAUUCAAAGAACUUUAAAAGUGUUAAAAGGAAGCUGCAUAAUGACUGGGUUAUGAAAAUUAGAUAUAUUCCAGCCCUAAAUUGCUUUGGAUCCUGCUCCUUAGACAGUAUCCAUUCAUUUGUUUUGGGAUCAUUGAGGAGACUUGAGGAUAAUUUGCCUGUCAGAGAGUUUGCCAUGCCAAGAGGAGCCAACACAUUUUGCUACUGUUCCAAAGCAAAUGUGAUUGUUACUGGAGGAGAAGAUAAGGUACUCCGUCUGUGGCACCCCAACAUCAGCACCAAACCAGUGGGGAAACUUGUGGGACACAUGUUCAGUGUCACUGAGAUUGUAACCAAUGAGAAAGAUCAACACGUCAUCAGCCUUUCCUCUGCAAAGGUUUUCAGGGUGUGGGAUAUACAGACUCUCUCACUACUUCAAAUCUUCCAUGAUACCCAGGGAGGACCAGGAGACAUGCAGAUUUAUUCUAUGAUAUAUGAUGCCAAUCAUGGCAUGCUCAUAACAGGGUCUAGUGUUAUGGACAUGUACCCUUUGUCAAGGAUGAUACAAGAUACAGAACAUGUUCCUCACACACAUAAACAAGAAAUCAAUGUCAUGCUUUACAACAAAUCUUUUCACCAAGUACUCACUAUUUGCUCUGAAUCCAUAAUUAAGGUAUGGGAACUCGAGACUGGUUUCCAAAUAUACCAGAUUUCAGAUGCUCAUGGCUACGGUGUUGAAGUGACAUCAGGAGAUAUUGAUGAAAGUGGAUUUUGUUUUGCCACAGGAGCAUAUAAUGGAACAGUGAAAAUCUGGGACUUUGGCAGUGGGCAAGAGAUGAAAGUGUUGCCUAAAGGGAAAGAAUGGAAGGAGGAAGAGCACUGGGUGAAACGUCUGAUUUUCCUCAAAGCUCAAGAAAAACAGCAGAACUUGAUCCUUGCUUUGGAGCGCAACGGAGCUAUCAAAAUCAUGCAGGGCAAGGAAAAUGAUAUUUUCCUCACUGUGAUAUGGGAGCUGCCUGAUGCCAUGCCUUAUUUCCAGAAUGGGAUUCACGUGGUGCAUCUGGAGAUGUCUACUAGAGACAGGAACAUGGCUAUUCCUUUCCCAGAUGUCAAAUUAAUAGUUGAGAAAAAGUUUCCUCAUCACACUACUAACCCUGCCAUUAGUACUGAAGUCAACUGUGUUAAUUUGUUACAAGUAGAAGGAUAUAAUUUGAUAGCUGUUGGAACUGUAAAUGGUGUGAUCAUCUUAUGGAAUUUUGUAACAGCUACUGUCAAAGAAGUGUACCGACCUGAAGAUUCCUUCAUUGUGGACAGUAACGUGGAUCCCAAACACUUAAGAAUAAAUGAUAUACUGUUCCUCUUUCGUACACCUGAAUGUGAAAGAUCAAGUCAAGAUUCCAUUGGUUCCUCAAGCCAGUGUGACUCUAGCAAGAGUCCACAGAGUUGUAAGGGAAGCAGACAAAGUAUACAUGAUGGUGAUGUUAAAGGUGAACAUACAGAUGUUACAGUGAGAGAGACACAUGCAGUGGACAAAAAACAUUUCGGAGCUGCCAACUUAAUAGAAUCUCAGCCACCCAUCCUUGCCACUGCUCAUGAAGAUGGACACCUCCGCUUGUGGACUAUGGAGGGAAGGCUAAUAAAAGAUACGCUACCUUUCACAAAACAUUCUGCCAUUCCUCUGGCAUCACUGUAUACUGAUUCAUGCGCCAGGAUGCUACUGACUGGAAAUAUGGAAGGACAUGUUAUCAUAUUCAGCAUUAAUUCCUUCCUGGAACCUCCUCAUGAUGAAAAGAAAUUCAAGCAGCUGCUUUCCUGGCGUGCCCAUGCAUUAGAAAUUAUUCAAGUAAUCUACGUGGAAGACAAACAAAUAGUGCUUACAGCCUCCAUUGAUGGCUCAGUAAGGCUUUGGCAUGCCCUCAGUGGUCAUUACUGUGGCUACUUUGGACAGCGAAGGAACUUUGAAUUAUCACAGACAAGUGACUUCAUUUUGCCUUGUGAUGUUAGCGAAUAUCCCAUAGCAAUGAAAGAAGAAAGCAAUUUAAAAGAAAAGGAAAGAUAUGAAUAUCCUCUGGUAUUUGACCGAACAAGAUGGAGGAAAAUGAGCUCAAUGUCUUUACUAUUUAAAUGUACACCUCCCAAGCCCUUUGAAGUGGAACACGAUUUUAAGUUUUUCAAGUCUCUUUCUUCUCCCAAGACUCAAAGAUAUGCCUUGGAAAGUUCCUUGAGUGAAAACAUUAAGGCAGGGAUUGUAUUCGGUUCUCUGCCUAUAUACAGGGUUCCAAGUCCCCCUAGUCUAAGAUUCCUUCCACUCAUUGGUUCAGAUGCACGAAGUGAAUCUUUAGAUGGCAUUUCCAGAAGAAAGAAAGGAGGUCAUGUUCAACAUGAAAAAGUACCACGGAGAAGAAAUCUGAAAAGAAAUUUAGUUCCACAAAUAGAUCUGACUUCAUACAUCUUCCCAACAAUGCCUAAGUAAAGAGGAACUCUGAAAUAGCUGUUGUACAUAAAAUGCAAAAUUCUGGAUAGUAUUAAACAAGUAGCAAGCAGCCAGUUUGCCAACUUCUUUAUGCAUUGAAAUCAACAUAAUGAGUAGGCAGUUUUUGUUUUCUGUAAAACAAAUCAAUAGUAUAAGUAAAUCUAAAAUAAUGCUACCAGU